Conger conger (European conger) is the source of this 6557-nucleotide messenger RNA. Its product is annotated as unconventional myosin-VIIa-like. The record is from RefSeq and is a predicted model, not a curated record. Bases 1 to 6528 code for a protein of 2175 amino acids. The transcript has 47 exons. Gene Ontology annotation, molecular function: cytoskeletal motor activity; ATP binding; protein binding. Gene Ontology annotation, cellular component: cytoskeleton; myosin complex. Lineage: Eukaryota; Metazoa; Chordata; Actinopteri; Anguilliformes; Congridae.
AUGGUCAUUCUACAACAGGGGGACUAUGUGUGGUUGGAUCUGAAGACCAGCCGCGAGUUUGACGUCCCUGUUGGCGCUGUGGUCAAGUUAUGUGAAUCCGGACUGAUCCAGGUUGUGGACGAUGAGGGAAAGGAGCACUGGAUCUCACCCCAAAAUGCCACCCACAUUAAGCCCAUGCACCCCACUUCGGUGCAGGGGGUGGAGGACAUGAUCCGUCUGGGGGACCUGAACGAGGCUGGGAUCCUGCGCAACCUGCUCAUUCGCUACGCGGAGCACGUCAUCUAUACUUACACGGGCUCGAUCCUGGUGGCAGUGAAUCCCUACCAGCUGCUGCCCAUUUACACGGCCGAGCAGAUCCGCCUCUACACCAACAAGAAGAUCGGCGAGAUGCCUCCUCACAUUUUUGCCAUCGCCGACAACUGCUACUUCAACAUGCAGCGCAGCAGCAAGGACCAGUGCUGCAUCAUCAGUGGUGAGUCAGGAGCGGGAAAGACAGAGAGCACUAAGCUGAUUCUGCAGUUCCUUGCAUCCAUCAGCGGGCAGCACUCCUGGAUCGAACAGCAGAUCUUAGAGGCCAACCCCAUACUAGAAGCUUUUGGCAAUGCAAAGACCAUUCGUAAUGACAACUCCAGCCGUUUUGGAAAAUACAUCGAUAUACACUUCAACACGAAAGGAGCAAUCGAGGGAGCCAAAAUUGAGCAGUACCUGCUGGAGAAGUCCAGAGUAUGCAGACAGGCUCAAGAUGAGAGGAACUAUCACAUCUUCUACUGCAUGCUGAAGGGAAUGACUCCCGCCCAGAAAAACGACCUGAACCUUGGCCAGGCCACAGACUACACUUACCUCACCAUGGGAAAGUGUACCGUGUGUGAUGGACGUGAUGACCUUAAGGACUACUCCAGCAUCCUGGCUGCCAUGAAGGUGUUGAUGUUCACUGACACCGAGAACUGGGAGAUCUCUAAACUGCUGGCUUCUAUACUGCAUAUGGGCAACAUUCGCUACAGAGCUCGGACGUACGACAACCUGGAUGCCUGUGCGGUGGUGCACUCUCCCGAUUUUGUCACCGCAACGAUGCUUCUGGAGGUGGAACCUAGGGCUGUGAUGAACUGUUUGACUACCCGCACCCUCUUUACCCGGGGAGAGUCCGUAUCCACCCCCCUCAGCAUGGACCAGGCCUUGGAUGUCCGGGACGCCUUUGUAAAGGGAAUUUAUGGAAGAUUGUUUGUGUGGAUUGUGGACAAGAUCAACGCUGCCACCAACAAGCCGCCCACCAGUGAGACCCAAUCGGUGAGGAAAUCCAUUGGCCUCCUGGACAUCUUUGGGUUUGAGAACUUCACCAUCAAUAGUUUUGAGCAGCUGUGCAUCAACUUUGCCAAUGAGAAUCUGCAGCAGUUCUUCGUGCGGCACGUGUUCAAGCUGGAGCAGGAGGAGUACAAUCUGGAGAACAUCAACUGGCAGCACAUCGAGUUCACCGACAACCAGGAUGCCCUCGACAUGAUCGCCAUCAAGCCGAUGAACAUCAUCUCCCUAAUUGAUGAAGAGAGCAAAUUCCCCAAGGGUUCAGACACCACCAUGCUCUACAAGCUAAACUCUCAGCACAAACUCAACCCAAACUACAUCCCCCCAAAAAACAACUAUGAGACUCAAUUCGGCAUCCAGCACUUUGCCGGGGUGGUUCACUAUGAGACCAGAGGCUUUCUGGAGAAGAACAGAGACAGCCUCCAUGGUGACAUCAUCCAACUGGUUCAUUCCUCCAAGAACAAGUUCAUCAAGCAGAUUUUCCAGGCCGAUGUUGCCAUGGGCGUAGAGACGAGGAAGCGCUCGCCGACGCUCAGCAGCCAGUUCAAGCGCUCCCUGGAGCUGCUGAUGAAGACGCUUGGCGCGUGCCAGCCCUUCUUCGUGCGCUGCAUCAAACCCAACGAGUUCAAGAAGCCCAUGCUCUUCGAUCGCGACCUGUGCGUCCGCCAGCUGCGCUACUCUGGCAUGAUGGAGACCAUUCGGAUCCGCCGAGCCGGGUACCCCAUACGCCACACCUUCGCGGAGUUCGUGGAGCGCUACCGUGUCCUUGUGCCCGGGGUCAACCCUGCCCACAAACAGGAGGACCUCCGUGGAACUUGUCAACGCAUUGCAGAACGUGUCCUGGAGAAAGAUGGUGACUGGCAGAUUGGGAAGACCAAGAUCUUUCUCAAGGAUCACCAUGACAUGCUGCUGGAGAUUGAGCGGGACAGGACUAUCACUGACAAGGUUGUUCUCAUUCAAAAGGCAGUGCGGUGUUUCAGACAAAGAACUCACUUUCUGAAGAUGAAAAAAUCUGUGAUUUUGAUCCAGAAAAUCUGGAGAGGGUACUCCUGCAGACGAAACUACAGUGCAAUGCAGAUCGGCUUCUUGCGGCUGCAGGCCCUUUUCAGAUCCCGUAAGCUGUACAGAACCUACCGGUCCGCUCGGAACCACAUCACCCACCUUCAGGCGUGCUGCCGAGGUUUUCUGGUGAGGCAGGUCUUCCAUCGCCAGCUGUGGGCUGUCGUCACCAUUCAGGCGUACGUCCGUGGAAUGAUUACACGCAGGCUGUGCAAGCAGCUGAAGGCUGAGUACCAGCGUCGCCUCGCAGCGGAGCAGUUACGUCUGGCCGAGGAGGAGAAGCUCCUGAACCUGAUGACCGCCAGGAGGGCCAAAGCGGAGGCCGAGAGGAAGCACCAGGAGCGCCUGGCGGAGCUCGCCCGGGAGGAGGCGGAGCGCAAGAGGCGGACGCAAGAGGAGGCGCUCAGGAAGCAGGAGAUCAUGGAGGAGAUGGAGAAGGCCAAGCAGGAGCCUGUCAAUGACUCCGACAUGGUGGACAAGAUGUUCGGCUUCCUGGGCUCCACCAACUCCUUCCCUGGCCAGGAGGGACAGGCCCCGGAUGGCUUUGAGGAUUUGGAACCAGCCAAAAUGGCCCUGGAAGAUGAAGACCUGGAUGAAACCCUUCCUCUCCCAGAGGGUGAGGAAGAGGACAUCACAGAGUACAAGUUUGCCAAGUUUGCCGCUACCUACUUCCAGGGCACCGCCACACACACCUACAUCCGCCGCGCUCUCAAGCAGCCACUGCUCUUCCAUGAGGAUGAGGGAGAUCAGCUGGCUGCCCUGGCAGUGUGGAUCACGGUGCUGAGGUUCAUGGGAGAUCUCCCAGAGCCCAAGUUUCAGACGGUCACCAGUGACGGCAGAGAGAAGAUUCCGGUCAUGACCAAGAUCUACGAGACCCUGAGCAAGAGAACCUACAAAAGGGACUUGUUAGAGGAAGAGGGCACUCACAAUGAAAGUCAGAAGAGGAACAGUGUUCGCCACAAGCUAGUGUCCCUCACACUGAAGAAAAAGUCUAAAAUUACAGAGGAGGUGGCCAAGCGGCUGAGUGAUGGCGAGUACACCAUGCAGGUGGACAGCAUGUUGGAGGACCGCCCCACCUCCAACCUGGAGAAGCUGCACUUCAUCAUAGGCAACGGCAUCCUACGCCCAGCCCUCAGAGAUGAGAUCUACUGUCAGAUAUGUAAGCAGCUGUCCCAGAACCCAUCAAGGACCAGCAAUUCCCGGGGAUGGAUCCUCAUCUCCCUCUGCGUGGGCUGCUUUGCUCCAACUGAAAAAUUUGUCAGAUAUUUGCGCAACUUCAUCAAUGGCGGGCCCACUGGCCACGCCCCCUUCUGUGAAGAGAGAUUGAUAAGGACCUUCAUGAAUGGGACGCGGACACAGCCUCCCUCCUGGCUAGAGCUGCAGGCAACAAAGUCCAAAAAGGCCAUCAUGUUACCAGUGACCUUCAUGGAUGGCACAACCAAGACCCUGUUGACGGACUCAGCCACCACGGCUCACGAGUUGUGCAAUGCCCUUGCUGACAAGAUCAACCUGAGAGACCGAUUUGGCUUCUCCAUCUACAUCGCCCUGUUUGACAAGGUGUCCUCGUUGGGCAGCGGGAACGACCAUGUGAUGGACGCGGUGUCGCAGUGCGAGCAGUACGCCAAGGAGCAGGGCGCGCAGGAGCGCAACGCCCCGUGGAGACUGUUUUUCCGCAAGGAGAUCUUCACCCCGUGGCACAACCCAGCUGAGGACAGUGUGGCCACCAACCUGAUCUACCAGCAGACCAUCCGCGGGGUGAAAUUUGGGGAGUACCGCUGUGACCGGGAGGAGGACCUGGUGGCCUUGGCCUCUCAGCAGUACUACGUGAGCUACGGGCCCGAGAUCCUCCAGGAGAGGCUGCUCAGCCUCGUCCCCUCCUACAUCCCCGACCGUGAGAUCAGCUCCGCCAAGACCCUGGAGAAAUGGGCUCAGCUCAUCGUGACCGCUCACAAAAAGGCGAUCUACACGCAGAAGAGGAUGGACCGUCAGCGGGUCAAGGAGGAAGUUGUGGAUUUCACUCGUUUCAAGUGGCCUUUGCUCUUUUCCCGAUUCUAUGAGGCCUUUAAAUUUUCUGGUCCCAGCCUGCCAAAGAAUGAUGUCAUUGUGGCUGUGAACUGGACCGGUGUUUACUUUGUGGACGAACAAGAGCAUGUCCUGCUGGAGCUGUCCUUCCCAGAGAUCACUGCAGUCUCCAGCAGCAGAGGAGGGAAACUCCAGGGACAGAGCUUCACGCUGGCCACCAUCAAAGGGGACGAAUACACCUUCACCUCCAACAACGCCGAGGACAUACGGGAUCUCGCGGUCACUUUCCUGGACGGCCUGAGGAGGAAGUCAAAGUUUGUUGUCACUCUGCUGGAUAGCCCGUAUGCACCCGGGGAUGAUUCCACGUUCCUCAGCUUCACUAAGGGUGACCUCAUUCUGCUGGACCAAGACUUCACCGGCGAGCAGGUGAUGAAUUUGGGAUGGGCGCACGGUGUCAACGACAGGUCCAAGGAGAGCGGGGACUUCCCAAGCGACCUCGUUUAUGUGCUGCCCUGCGUCACCAGACCCCCGUACGAUCUUGUGGCUUUGGUCACGAUGACCCCAGACCAGCGGAGACCCUCUAUCAGCCUGUCACAGCUCGUGCUGGCUGAGGGGGUGGAGAAGGUGAAACCCUAUACCCUGGAGGAGUAUUCGUACAACUAUUUCAGGCCCCCUCCCAAAAGCACUCUGGGCCGGGUGAUGAUCGCUAAGGGUCGGGGCAAGGAUCGGCUGUGGAGCUGCAGCAGGGAGCCCAUCAAGCAACCACUGCUCAAGAAGGUCCUCAGCCAUGAGGAUCUCUCCCAGGAGGCCUGCAUGGUGUUCAUCUCCAUCCUGAAGUACAUGGGUGAUUACCCAUCCAAGAGAGUGCGCUCUGUGAAUGAGCUCACUGACCUGAUAUUUGAAGGUGCGUUGAAGGCGGAGCCCCUGAAAGAUGAGGUCUUCUGCCAGAUCAUGAAACAGCUCACUGAAAACCACAUCAAGUACAGUGAGGAGAAGGGCUGGGAGUUGCUGUGGUUGUGUACAGGGCUCUUCCCCCCCAGCAACGUGCUUCUGCCCCACGUCCAGAGGUUCCUGCAGUCCAAGAAGCACCACCCCCUCGCCCCCGACUGUAUGCAGCGGUUGCAGAAAGCCCUGCGGAAUGGGUCCAGGAAGUAUCCCCCACACCUAGUAGAGGUGGAGGCCAUCCAGCACAAGACUACUCAGAUCUUCCACAAAGUCUUCUUCCCCGAUGACACGGAUGAGGUUUUUGAAGUGGAGUCCAGCACAAAGGCCAAGGAUUUCUGUUUUCGCAUCUCUAGCAGAUUAAUUCUCCAGUCCUCAGAGGGCUUCAGUCUGUUUGUGAAGAUUGCCGAUAAGGUCAUCAGUGUACCAGACGGUGAUUUCUUCUUUGACUUUGUUAGACACCUCACGGAUUGGAUCAAAAAAGCCAGACCCGCAAAGGAUGGCGCAGUGCCUUCACUGACCUACCAGGUAUUCUUCAUGAAGAAACUAUGGACCAACACUGUCCCGGGGAAAGACUCCAUGGCUGACUGUACAUUCCAUUACUUCCAGGAGCUCCCGAAAUACCUGAGAGGUUACCACAAGUGCUCCCGUGAGGAGGUGGCCCAGCUGGGCGCCCUCAUCUACCGUGUGAAAUUCGAGGAAGACAAGUCCCAUUUUCCCAACAUUCCCAAGAUGCUGAAAGACCUGGUGCCCCAGGACCUGAUCCGGCAGCUCUCUCCUGAUGACUGGAAGCGGUGUAUUGUGGGAUGCUUCAACAAACAGGCUGGAAAAUCCAGACAGGAAGCCAAGCUCUUGUUCCUAAAAAUCAUUUUUAAGUGGCCCACAUUUGGAUCUGCCUUCUUUGAAGUAAAGCAAACCACUGAGCCGAAUUUCCCUGAGAUCCUGUUGAUAGCAAUAAGCAAGCAUGGUGUCAGCCUAAUAGACCCGAAAACCAAGGACAUCUUAAUUACGCAUCCCUUCUCGAAGAUCUCCAACUGGAGCAGCGGCAACACAUACUUCCACAUCACCAUCGGCAACCUGGUGCGAGGCAGCAAGCUUCUAUGCGAGACCGCACUGGGCUACAAAAUGGAUGACCUCCUGACGUCCUACAUCAGCCAGAUGCUGAGUACCAUGAGCAAGCAGCGCAGUGCGCGUGGCAACAGCGACUGAGCACACUGUGGAAGGGUGGGGAACCUGUA